Molecule: messenger RNA, 1083 nt
Organism: Pogoniulus pusillus (Red-fronted tinkerbird)
Lineage: Eukaryota; Metazoa; Chordata; Aves; Piciformes; Lybiidae
Product: caspase-8-like
Biological process (GO): regulation of apoptotic process; proteolysis
Molecular function (GO): protein binding; cysteine-type endopeptidase activity
Source: RefSeq, a predicted model, not a curated record
AUGGGUGCAGCAGCUCGCCUCAAAAUGGAGAAAGGCAUGAUCGAGGUGGGUAACCUGUCCUUCUUGAAGGAGCUGCUCUACCAGAUCAGUCAGAUCGACCUUCUGGCUGCCCACCUGGGCUCCGGCCGUGAGGAAGUGGAGUGAGAGCUGAAGAUCCGAGACAGGGCACAGGUGUCAGCCUAUAGACAACUGCUAUAUGGAAUUGCAGAGGACUUAAAAGAUAUCCAGAAUGUGAAGGUCCUGCUCCAAGAACAAAUACCAAAGAGUAUUGUUCAGGGUAAUGCUUCAAUGUUGAAGGUCUUAGUGGAAAUGGAAAGAAAUGGGAUAAUUAAAGAAGAUGACCUAACAAUGCUGAAAGAUAUAUUCAAGAAAUUUAGAGCUGACAUAAAGAAAAAAAAAGAGAUCUAUAAAGAAAGAAAAGAAAAUUAUUCUAAGGAAAAACUCCACUACCCAGUGUCUGUGUCAAUAUAUCCAACAGGACAAGGAGCAGAGGGGGAGACACCACACCUGCUUGUGGAAUCAUACAAGAUGAAAAAUAACCCCCAUGGUUACUGUGUGGUUCUUAACAACUACAAAUUUAAAAAUCCAGAUGAAGCCAGAGAAGGAACAGUGAAAGAUGGAGAGGCUGUGAAGAGAGUUUUUAAGUGGCUUCAGUUAGAGACAGUUGAGCACAUGGAUCUAGAAGCAAAGCAAAUGUAUGCAAAAGUUAAAGAAUACAGCAACAAAGAUCACAGUAACAUGGACUGUUUUGUUUGCUUCAUUUUCUCACAUGGUGUAAAAGACAAAAUAAAAGGUGUUGAUAAUGAGGUUGUAAAUAUUAAAGAUUUACUUUCCUGCUUCAGUGGAUCUAAUUGUCCUUCUCUUGCUGGCAAACCCAAGCUGCUUUUCAUCCAGGCUUGCCAAGGCUUUGUAGGUCAUCCAGCUGUCAUAGUAAAAGGAGACUUUUCUGGCCAUUUUGAAACUGAUGCUACCCCCCAGAUUUCAAUUCCUCAUCAGGCUGAUAUUCUGGUUGGCAUGGCUACAGCACCAGAACAAGAGGACACAGCCUCAAGCUACGCCAGGGGAAAUUUAGGCUUGAGGUGA